Messenger RNA from Drosophila montana, 701 nucleotides. Its product is annotated as lipopolysaccharide-induced tumor necrosis factor-alpha factor homolog. The transcript has 3 exons. The record is from RefSeq and is a predicted model, not a curated record. The coding region runs from base 58 to 447 and encodes 129 amino acids. NCBI's taxonomy places the organism in Eukaryota, Metazoa, Arthropoda, Insecta, Diptera, Drosophilidae. Gene Ontology annotation, molecular function: zinc ion binding.
AGUUUCGUAGCGGGCCGCAAACGGAGCAGACCUCGUGCGGAAAACCAAAGCUGAGCAAUGGACACCAAAUCGCAUCUCUAUCCGCAAGCGCCGGACGCGCCGCCGCAAUAUGGCGACCUUGGACCAUCGAUGAUGCCGACGGAGAUGCAGCCGUCGGUGAUGCCUGCGUCCGUGAUUAACACUCAACAGCCGCAGGUUUAUGUGCAGGGUGUGGUACAAAAUCAUUUGGGCCGAAUGCCAACUAUGGCCACGUGCCCCUCGUGCCAGGCCCGUCUGCUGACCACGGUCAAGUCCGAGCCCAGCACCAAGACCCAUCUUCUGGCGCUGCUGAUUUGCCUGGUGGGCGGCAUCUGUUGCUGCUGUGUCCCGUACUGUGUGGACUCCUGCCAGAGCGCCGUGCACACCUGCUCCAGCUGUGGCGCCUUCGUGGGCAGCUACCAGAACUGAAGCUCUUCAAUCUGGCUUGAAAUACAAUUGAAAUCACAAAAUACUUAACAUUACUGAGUUUGUAAUGUCCUCAAGAUAUUCCAUACGAUUUCCGUUCACAAUUAUCAAUUAGAUAUCCAAAGGUUAAAUGUUUAAAUGUUUUUCAAUUUGAAAAAAAUAUUGCAUUAAUCUAAAAUUAAAUGUUAAACCGAAUUUGUAUAUCGCGCACAUAAAUGAAUUAUUCACUUAAUUAAACGAGAAAGUUAUGCAACAAA